UACACAUAAAGACAUGCCACCCUGCCUGAACACAAUAUUACGAAUAGUCUUUGCACUUACUCCUCAAUUCCGAGUGUUGAGCGGAGAAGCUGUAAAUACCAAUUUUCAACUCUUCGGUUUGAACCGACAAGGUACCGAACCCUUCUAUGAGACCACUGAGGCGGUUUCUAAUUCAAGGUGUUUACUUUCAAUAUAUUAUUAUAUAAAACGAUCAAUGAUAUUCAACAAACCAUGAAAUUGUUUAAACUUUGAAUUAUCGUUAAAGAGUUUUUUAAGGGAAGGUAUAUUUUACUUUAAUGGUGUCACUUAGUUGUUUAUGUGGUAACGAAUGGAAUUGCCUAAUUCGAAACAUCACUUCCGACCAGGAAUAAUGUUGACAUUUUGAUACAGUUAAAGGGUCCGUGUCAUAACAUACUGGAACAUAAAGUUUGCCGAAGCUUGAUUUAACAGCAGACAUGUUUUUAUCGUAAACUGAGUAUUGUAUUCUAUUCAACUGUUUGUGUUCACUCAACAGGAUAAACGUAUUGAAGUUAUAGGAUCUACCAACAUAUAUACAGGUUAUGAUAUAGAAUUGACUAUAAUAUAGAUUUCAAGUAGACGGUUCCAUGCAUGACCCAUAUACCACAUAUAUGAUGGCAUGUAUACAUUAAUGAGACAUACUGGUGUGUUGUCAGUUUCCAUCAACACUGCUCGAAUUAUGACACUUAUUACAAUGGAAGAGUCAAACUACAUAAAGAUUGCAUUGCUAUUACUGAGAAUAUCACCACGAGCUGUCAGAAUACGGUUUGACUAUGAAAUCCAUCCUGAUUGCUUAAAUAAAACAUUAAAUUCAAAUAUUCGCAAAUUGACCUACCUACAAAGUAAAAGGCACAUCAACCAAGAACAAUGGAAUUUACUUUUUCCAGGAACAGGAGAAGUAUCAUCAAAACAUUUUGACAGUACGUUAAUGAUUUGUCUCAUAAGGAAUCUAACGCCAAUUCAAAUUAGUGACAUACUUCCGAUAUCAACUAAUAUUAGUGUAGGAGCUGAUCUGUCCAGAAUUAAAUUUUAUAGAAAUAAGAUAGCACACUCUGAAGAUGGAUUUAUUAGUAGCAUAGAUUUUCAAGAUUAUUGGAAUGAUAUUAAAAUGGCACUACUCAGACUCGGUGGUGUUUCUAUGGAGACAGAAUGCGAUACUUUGUAUGCGAAAGAGUUUGAUACUUCACAAAGAGAAGAUCAUCUCAGUUUUAUAAAAACUCAAAACAAGUUAAUAAAACUGGAGGAAGAAUUGGUGAAAGUUACUGAGAGAGUUGAAAUGCUAGAAUUAAAACUGAAUGAUCCGAUACCAAAGAAUUUGAAAGAUUUGUUUGCAAAGGAGAUUAAACUUUGGAAAAAAGAAAUGAUGACGUUCUAUAUUACUACUGGAGCAACAAAAGUGCUUAAAAAAAUAGAGAAUGACUCAUUUAUAGUAAUAACAGGGAAUUCUGGGAUGGGCAAAUCUGCUAUUUCUCAUUAUAUAGCAUUAACUUUAGAGAUGAAUAAUGGCUAUCAAAUUACACCUUUGACGGAUGCAUGCGAUAUCGUCAAGUACUAUAAUCCGCCACAUAAUCAAAUUUUUAUAAUAGAUGAUAUAUUCGGAAGAUAUUCUGUAGAAAAAAGUAUAUUAAAUUCUUUGGAAAGAUUAAACACUAAAAUCCGUUGCAUUAGGACUGAAAACAGUACAUUUCGCAUACUUGCUACUUGCAGGUUACUGAUUUCAAAUACACCAAUUUUUAAGAAGUUUUCACAAAUGUUUCAAACAGUAGAAUGCAGCUUACUGUCUAAAGAAUUUGAAGCAACUGUGGCAGAAAAAAGGAAAAUUGCAGCUUGCUACAUUGAUCAGAAAACAAUAACCCGUAUUAGUGACGAUAUGGUCAGAGGUAUAGAUAUGUUUCCACUACUUUGCGUGAUUCAUAGAAACAGAAAACAGAAAACUAAAAUACUCUUAUUUCAAAAUCCGUAUGACGAAUUUGAAAAAGAGCUAGACGAGAUGUAUGACAAUAAUAAAAGCUGUAUAUUAGGUCUGGCAUUGCUUGUAAUUCACAAUAAUAACCUACGAAAAGAUUUGUUUUACGACAACAUUCAAUUUAGAGAGGCGUUUGAUGCCAUUGUUAAUUAUUUUAAUUUACCUUCUCGCCCCACGCUGCAGUAUGUCUUAUCGUGUCUACAGACUCUAAAAGAAAUUUACAUCAGUGAGAAAGCGAAUACGAUAACAACUUUACAUGACAAAAUAUUUGACAUCAUAGCUCUGUACUUCGGGAAAAAGAUUCCUAAAGUUAUUUUGCAACAUGCAAACGGCAAUUUUAUUCGAGACAGAAUUCAAUUUGCAUCCUUAAACAAAGAACAUGAUGAAUUUACUAUACUGAUCCCUCCAGAAUUAGAAUGUGUAUACUUUGUUCGCAUGGGUAUGGAAAUUGAAAGAAAGUCGUUUGUCAAUGUGUUUAACACGCAACAGAUGAAACAUGAAUUGUUUCAAGAAAAAAUUAUAAAGUUUUUAAACAAAAACGAAAAAUACAUUCUGGCUAUAGUACACAAUCAAUGGCCUUUAUAUCUGUCUACAUUGAACGGAUACAAGGAAAUAGUAAAAUUCAUAAUCAAUAAAAGAAACUUGAAUAACGCACAAAGUAGACCAAGUACUGAUUCACCGAUGGCUAGUCAUGUUGAAACUAUUGAUCAUCAAGAUGGAAAUAAUGAAUGGUUGGUGGAUACCCAAAUCUUUUUAAGACACCGACAUGCACCACUACUUGUGGCAUGUAAAGAAGGACGAGUAGAAAUUGUUGAACUCCUUUUGACCUGUGAUUAUGAUAUUAACAUUCGUGGACAUGACCUAGAUCCUCCAUUAGUUGUAGCUUGUAAAGAAGGUCACACAGACAUUAUAAGUGUUUUACUAAAACAUAAAUGUUGUGCUAAUGUCCGAGAUGAAUUUGGACGUACUACCUUGCAUACUGCUUGCGGAAAAGGUUAUAUAGACAUUGUUCAUCUUCUGUUAUUGUACAAGUGUAAUAUAAACCAGACCGAUAGACACAAAAGAACACCUGUAUUCAUAGCCUCUGAGAACGAUCAACAUGAUAUCGUAAAAGUAUUACUUGAAUUUAAAUCAGAUGUAAACUUAUCGAAUUCAACUGGCAAAAAUGCUCUACAUGUAGCCUGUCAAAGGAGAAAUAUGACUACUAUUAAAUAUUUGCUCGCUACGAAAAGAUGUAAUAUUAACCAGUUAGACAAGAAAAAAGAGACACCCUUAUUUUCUGCAUGUAAAGAAGGGCAUAAUGAUGUUGUUGAAUUAUUGAUAAGUAAUAAUGCUGACGUAAACAUACGUAAUAUAUUUGGCGAAACUGUACUGCAUAUUGCUUGUAGAAAGAGGAAUUAUAAUACAGUUAAGACCUUACUUAAAAGUAAUAUUGAUAUUAAUCAAACAGAUUCAAAGAAAAGAACUCCAUUGUUUAUUGCAAGUGUCGUAGAUAGAAGAUCAAGCGGUAUAUGCGGCAACAAGGACAUAGUGAGACUUUUACUUGACCACUAUGCAGAUGUAUCGAUAUGUGAUCAGAAUAAUUGUUUUAUACCUGAUGUUGCUAGGAUACAUGGCUAUGCAGACAUUAUUGAUAUUUUUGUCAAAUAUCAAUUUAAAAGUAAAAACUCGAAAAAUGGAGAAUCUGAUAUCAAAAUAUUUAAUGCUAGUAAAGAAGGCCAUAUUGAGGUUAUUCACAAUUUUAUUGGAAAAGAAUACAGCUUAAAUAUACGUAAUAAGUAUGGUCAGACCCCUUUACAUGUUGCUUGUAUACACCGGCGCUAUAAUAUUAUUGAAUUAUUGUUAAAUAAUAACUGUGAUAUCAAUGCAGUUGACAAUAACAGUAGAAGUGCACUUUUUCUUGCUUGCGAAAUCGGUGAUGAAGAGAUUGUUUUGCAGUUAGGUAAUAACUACGCAGAUGUUAAUAUCAGCAAUUACGUCAGCCAGUCUCCUAUCCAUAUUGCAUGUGAGUUUGGAUAUACAAAUAUAGUCAAAACGUUAUCAAGGACUUGUUUUAUCAAUUUAACUGACAGUAACAAUUGCACGCCAUUAUACCUUGCUUCUAAGUAUGGACGUUAUGAUAUUGUCCAGUUGUUAAUUAGUAAAAAUGCUGAUAUUAAUUACACUGACAACGAUAACAAAACCCCACUAUUUGUUGCCUGUGAGGCUUCUCAUAUUGACAUUAUAAAGUUAUUGGUUGAUAAUGAAGUCGAUAUUAAUCUUGGCAACAACCACAAUGAGACACCUUUGCAUAUUGCCUGUAAGCAAGGAGACGGAAAUAUCGCGCAGUUGCUUAUUGCUCAUGGUGCUGACGUUGAUUUUAUUGACAAUGAAGGACAGACACCUCUUCAUCUAGCAUUAAAUGUCAAUAUAGUUGAAACCUUAAUUAGGAACAAUUGCAAUACUAAUAUAACUGAUAUUGGUAAUAGAACUCCGUUGUUUGUUUACUGCAAGCAAGGAAAAUUUGAUGACAUUUUUGUUUUAAUCGAUAAUGAUGCAGACAUCAACAUAUGCGAUAACGAUGGGCAAACACCACUCCAUGCAGCAUGUAAUAGUAAUGCUGACGCCCAAAAUAUUGUUAAAAUGUUAAUCAAUAAAAACUGUGCUUUGAACACAACUGACAAUAAAAAUAGAACCCCAUUGCUGAUUGCUUGCGAAAAUGGCAAAUAUGACAUAGUUCAGAUUUUAAUUGACAAUAAAGCUGAUAUCAAUAAAUCGAACAAGGAAAAAGAAAGUCCUUUAUUUGUUGCCAGUGCGAAUGGCCAAACAAACAUUGCAAAUAUAUUAAUUGAAAAUAGUGCUAAUAUUGAUGACGUUAACAGUAAAGGGCAAACUCCUUUAUUUAUUGCAUGUCAAAGGGGAAAUUAUAACAUAGUGAAACUUUUAAUUAAUAAUAAUGCUGAUGUAAAUUUAUGCAGUAAUACUAGCGACGCCAUAAUUACUACUGCAUGUAAACAAAGUCGUCUUGAAAGCUUGAGCGACGACAGUUAUUUACUCAUAGUUAAAAUCUUACUCGAUUGUAAUUGCCGUAUUAAUCAAGCGGACAACGAAAAUAAAACGCCGUUGUUUUACGCCUCAGGUCUAAGGAACGACAAACUUGUUCAGCUUUUAAUUGAUAAUGAGGCAGAUGUUCAGAUUCGAAGUGAUGAUGGAGAAAGUCCGCUUCAUGUCGCCUGUUAUUGUGGACUUUCAGAGAAUGUUAAAAUAUUGUUGCAGACAAACUGUGAUAUUAAUCUGACGGACAAUAGAAAUAGAACGCCGCUUUAUAUGGCUUGUGGUAAAGGACAUGAUGAUAUUGUUCAAAUUUUGAUGGAUAAUAAUGCUGACAUGAACUUAUAUGAUGACACAGGUCAGACCGGACUGCAUGCGGCAUGUAAAAGGGAAUAUCAGGAAACACUUCCCCAUACAAUUGUAAAUUCUCGGUUCUUCAAUAUAGUUAAACUAUUACUAGAAAAUAAAUGUCCAGUUAAUCAGCUCGACAAAGACAAUAAUACUUCAUUAUUGUAUGCAUGUUCAAUUGAGAAUGAGGACGUGGUACAACUAUUGAUUGACAACAAGGCUGAUAUAAAUGUUGUCAAUAAUGAUGGACAAAGUCCUCUUCAUAUAGCUAGUUAUUCAGGACGUUUGAACAAUGCAAAAUUAUUAGUGAGGUCUAACUGUGAAAUUAACCAAGCCGACGGGGAGACUAAAACUCCAUUGUAUAUAGCAUGUGAACAAAGUCAAUCUUGGAAACAUAACUAUCAUGAAAUCGUGCAACUUCUUGUUGAUAAUAAUGCGGAUGUGAAUAUAUGUGGAUCAGAUGAUGCAAGUCCACUUCAUAUCGCUGCCUUAUCGGGAAGUUUUAUAACUGUACAAGUUAUGUUAAGAACAAACGUAAACAUUGAUCACAUCAACAACGAAAAAAAAACAGCAUUACAUGUUGCCUGUGAGAAAGGCCAUUAUGACAUCGUUAAACUCUUACUCAAUAAUAAAGCAGACGUAAAUAUAAAAGAUAAAGCUAAUCAGACAGCACUGGAUUUGGCCUGUAAAUUAGGUCAUAAAACAAUUAUGAACCUGAUUGAAAGUAGAACAGAUUAGUACGAAAAAAAGCAAAUGUCAAACUUUUGAUUUCGUAUGUGUGAAGUUUUAGUUUACACGAUCCUGACAUUUCAUGUAAAGGUGUAUACUGAUAAACCAUUGUCAAGAAUCAGUUGGUCUGUAUUGUGCAUGCGUAAGAAACCAGAGGUUUUAUGACUGCAAUCGGUAUAUAUAAUAGUAACGUGGACUUUUUUUUAAUUGACGAUUUAAACCGUUUUAAUAUAAAAGUUGACUUUUACAUUGUUAUAUUUGUGAUCUUCAAUAUUUCAGAAUAUGUAAAAAACAAACCAUUCAAGGCCGGGAUAAAUUUCUCUGAAGAUCAAUAUACAAAACAUUUUUAUCCGAAAUAAUACACAAAACGAAAAUCAAUUUACAUUACAAGUAUCGCGACUUUUCUACUGAAGGGUUCUAGUCGACAAGAAGACGAACUGAAAAAGACUAAUGUUCAAAAAGACUUUAACGUUAGAAAAGACUUUAACGUUCGAAUAUUAUCAUUGUUUGUAGCAAUAACAAUUUUAGCUUACCAGCAUACCCCGGAGUCACGGAGAAGAUAUCAAUGUUUGUAAAUUGUAUUUGAUAUUGUAUUCAAUAUAUAGUUGUCUUCCGGAAAUACACGUGCGUUUUGUGUCGCAAAAUGAAAGAGUUCUUGCUGCUGUAAACAUUUUCUAAUAAAUAUAGAGAUGUUUUGUUAUUUACUUUUUCAACAGUUUAUGAAAGCUAAGGAUGAAGAUUGAAAUAGAAAUUGUCGUGCAGUAAAAUCAUUUAAUUCUGAAUCAAAUGUCAGAAUUUUAUUAUAAGUAUUUUACUUAUCAAUACCAUUGCAUUGUAUACCAAUGUUGCCACACUAAAUAAAGGCGACAGUAGUAUACCGCUGUUCAAAAGUCAUAAAUCGAUUAAGCGAAAACAAACCGGGUUACAAACUAAAACCAAGGAAAACAAAUCAACUAUAAGAGGAAAAUAACGGAACAACAGAAACACUGAACUGCAACAAAAACAAACGCCAACAUGCAUAGAAACGGACUAUUUGAUAACAACUGCCAUAUUCGUGACUUGGUAAGGACAUUUUAAGAAAAAAUGGUGGGUUGAACCUGGUUUUAUGGCUCCCGCUUAUAUGGCAUUGUUAAAAAUACCGCUAAAAUGACAACACUGCGUGACAGGAAUACAGUACAAACAAACGCAAGGACACUCAGCACAGAGAAAUACACAAAAACAUAAUAUAAUGUACAUUACAACACGUAAACCGCAGAAUAACAACGGACACCUCCAAUGAAUUUACGACAGCACACCAGGACACCACAAACGAAGUAUAAACUGCGCGUCACAUGAAUGGAUCAACGCUACAAAAUGUGAAGUAUUUUUUGUGACGUUUAUAUUAACACACGUAAAUUUCUAAAAAUAAAAUAGAUUUGUUUUAUUUAUAGACACGUACAAGAA
Messenger RNA from Mytilus californianus (California mussel), 7534 nucleotides. Its product is annotated as serine/threonine-protein phosphatase 6 regulatory ankyrin repeat subunit C-like. Lineage: Eukaryota; Metazoa; Mollusca; Bivalvia; Mytilida; Mytilidae. Gene Ontology annotation, molecular function: protein binding. The transcript is spliced from 7 exons. The coding region runs from base 638 to 6100 and encodes 1820 amino acids. The record is from RefSeq and is a predicted model, not a curated record.